GCCAUCAGCUGUCAUAUACUGAAUGCAAUGGUUGAACAAACCUUUUUUGUUCCAAAUCAUAAACACUGAGUGAAAGGUAAACCUGCAGGUCCUCUUUAACUCUGUUUAAUGCACACUGAUUGAGUCUGGAUGUCUGACUCUCCUAGAGAAACUCGAGGAGCUGGAUAAUCAGGUUUCAGUUUGGUCUGAUGCAGGAAGAAGAAAAUGCCACAUAUGCUUUAAAUGAUAGAUGAUUAGGUUAAUAUAAAAAAUAGAGGGCAGGUCUGAGCAUUUAAUCAUUAGAUAUGUGUAUAUUCACAGGGUUUGACAGCUGAAAAUGAUACACUGUUAAAUGUAUUAAGGGCUUGGCAUACCCGUUGAUGGGUAAAUAAUGUUUUUAGCAACCCUAUACAGUAAAGGGGGGUGUUAACAACAACAGCAAAUGACGGCGCACAGGUGAGGAGGGUGGAGCCAAGUAACCAACAAAGGUGUGACCUAGACAAACACAAGCAGACUUAGAGUACACCGUAAGGAAAUUCUCUAGAAACGAGGAAGGGGAUGAAUAAGAGCGACCGAUGACACUGCAUAACAUUGGGAAUACAGCGGUGAUGUAUUCAACAAUGGGAUAUGAUUUUCAUCAUGGAGAGCUAUCUGAUCUGAGAACAAUCUGAAACUGAAUAUUACGGAGUAAGACCACCUACAACCACAGUGUCCAGCAGGAUGGCGGCCUCUACCAGUUCUGCAUAUUCAGAAUGUAAAACUGGAGAUACAUUCUGUGAGAUCCGUGUGUAUGAACAAGAAGUGAUAAUCGUACCGGUGCUGUUUUUGCUGGCUUUCUUGGUCACGCUGGUGCUUCUGCUGCUGCUGAGGUUCUGUCCUGAGAAGGUGAAUCGCCUGCAGCCUGGCUCCAGUCGAACAAACAAGACUAGGAGAAAUUUGCAAGGCAUUGACGCUCCUCUGGGUCUAAAUGCUCUGGAAGGUGAGCCAAUAGCAUUGGACACUACAUCUUACAUGACGUUCAACCCCACAUCACAAGUUCGAGACUCCUAUAGGCAUGACCAUGCCUCAUUAAAUGCACACAAUGUGGACUUUAUCGAUGGCGGAGGCUCUUUUGGGGCUGGAGCUUCAGCCUUCUCAAAGCCCAGGGAACUUCCACGUCAGCGACUGCCGGAGAACUUCAAAGGGGUGUCUCCUCUCCCAGCGUCAUACUCUCUGAAGUCAGACAGCUCCGUCUCACUUUAUAGGGCUCGUAUGGAAAACAGAAAUGUGGUGCUGCGUGUACUUAAAGAUUCAGCCAGUAACAAGGAAAAUCAGUCAUUCUUGGGCUUUGCGGCCUUCCUUUCCCAGUUAGGGCCUCAUCCCUUCUUACCGGAGCUUCUGGGAGUAAUAUCCCUCCGGGCCCCUCUCAUUACUGUUAUUGAAGAGAUGGAGAACAGAGAUCUGCUCGGAUUCCUGUGGAGGUGUAGACAGGAUAAUGUUGGACCAGACGGCAUGUAUCAAAUGACAGAGAAAAAGAUCUUCACCAUGGCCUCACAUGUAUCCUCUGCACUGGACUUUCUCCAUAGCAAAGAUCUUCUCCAUUGCAACAUCAAGGCUCGUAGCGUAUUGGUCAGCAGGAUGUGCACUGCAAAACUCUGGGGUUUGGGUGAUUUGUAUGCGAGGACGUCAGAAAGUGCUAAUCACAGUGAAGAUCCUGGAAGAAAAAAGUGGCAGGCUCCUGAGCUUUUGGCCAAGAGACCUGUCACUCCAAAAAGUGAUGUUUGGUCAUUUGGGCUGCUGCUGUAUGAAAUGGUAACUCUUGGUGAGGUCCCUUUUGCUGAAAUCCCUGCAAAGGAACUUCUACAGUAUCAUCAAAGAGCCAAAACACUGAAGAAACCAAACAACUGCUCCAACUCACUUUACUCAAUUAUCAAAGCCUGCUGUCAGUGGAAGGAGCAAGACCGCCCCUCAUUGGCUGAAGUCAGGCAUAAACUCCAAUCUGGAGAGAAGAGUGCCAAUGACAGCAGUAUUCUCCGUGUGCCUGAGCCAAUCAAUAUUGAACAGUAUCUGAAGGAGGCGGGAUAUGGAGAAUCCAACAACUACACAGUUUUCUGAAUUCAUACAAAUACAUCACAUCUAUAUGAAAACCCUAUUUUGUUUGUGGUGUACACUAUACAUCUCCAGUGAUUUCUAAAGAGUGAAUUGACUGUCGACCAGCCAUACUAACGUUAACAAGUAUUCAAUGUUCAUUUUAAAGAAUUCUUACAAAUAUAAGCCUACUUUCUUUAAUGUUGCCAAAUUCUCAGAUUUUAUUUGUUAUCAAAUGACUCUUUUAUUGUAUAAGAUAUUUGAACCUGUUGAUGCUGUGGAAAGCUAGAAUGUAAAGCAAUGAACUGAGAAGAUUCAACAUUAUUUGACUGAUCUGAUCAAGUAAAAUUGAGAUCCACUUUUUUUCAGGACAGUCCAGAGCCAGUUUAAUGAUGUAGCCUUGUCCAUUUGCACAUUUACUCUAUCAUAAUAAAUAACAGUUCUGGAAUUUACUGGAAAAUAA
Megalobrama amblycephala (Wuchang bream) is the source of this 2509-nucleotide messenger RNA. RefSeq names its product serine/threonine/tyrosine kinase 1b (gene styk1b). Gene Ontology annotation, cellular component: signaling receptor complex. Gene Ontology annotation, molecular function: ATP binding; transmembrane receptor protein tyrosine kinase activity. NCBI's taxonomy places the organism in Eukaryota, Metazoa, Chordata, Actinopteri, Cypriniformes, Xenocyprididae. The record is from RefSeq and is a predicted model, not a curated record. The coding region runs from base 700 to 2073 and encodes 457 amino acids. The transcript has 10 exons. Gene Ontology annotation, biological process: positive regulation of kinase activity; protein phosphorylation; cell surface receptor protein tyrosine kinase signaling pathway.